This is a messenger RNA of Coniophora puteana RWD-64-598 SS2, 618 nucleotides long. RefSeq lists its product as uncharacterized. The record is from RefSeq and is a predicted model, not a curated record. The coding region runs from base 137 to 364 and encodes 75 amino acids. The transcript has a single exon. NCBI's taxonomy places the organism in Eukaryota, Fungi, Basidiomycota, Agaricomycetes, Boletales, Coniophoraceae.
CUCAACCCACCCCACACUACUCAAUAACCACUAGACCACGGUGCUUUGACCCCUGUCAUCCACACUUGCGUCGAAAAUCAUUAAUCCGCAUCCACAAACACCGGAUCCACCCACUUCACGUUCCAGCACGUUAAUCAUGUCCUCCUACUGCAACGUACCCAUGUCCCCAUCCACCGGUUUCUUCCCAUCCGCGCCUGGUGCACCGCACGCAUUCUCUGGCAUGCACGGUGGGGACCCCCGCGAGGCCCAUGACAUGUAUGCGGCACUCGGCUCGUCGUUCGGUUUCCGCUCGGACAGCCAAGGCUCUCCCAACCAGAACCGCAACAGCAUGAGCUCUCUCAAGAAGCUCGUCCGCAGGUCAUGAACAACAUCACAAACGUCUCAUUCACGACACCCGUCACUUUCAUGCCUCCUUCUCAUCAGCACAACUUUCUCUGUAUCAUUACCCUUGGAAGAUUGGCGAAGACGGCCUUCUGUUCAGGCCUUUGGUCAGGACGGAGAUAGGACUUGAGGUUAGGAUAGAAGAGCUUCGUCAUGACGGUGCUGGGUACCGCAUUAAUCUUCCAUUCAUCUCUUCCACACUACUUCACAAGCACAUGCAUAGAAUACCACAACCAC